Molecule: messenger RNA, 1620 nt
Organism: Epinephelus lanceolatus (giant grouper)
Lineage: Eukaryota; Metazoa; Chordata; Actinopteri; Perciformes; Serranidae
Biological process (GO): regulation of DNA-templated transcription elongation
Cellular component (GO): DBIRD complex; nucleus
Molecular function (GO): DNA binding; zinc ion binding
Source: RefSeq, a predicted model, not a curated record
ACCGCCAUGACACCCUACAGAAGAAGAAGAUGAACUAGCAUCACUUGUCUCACAUGCUAGCUGAUACUGUAAACCGUUAUUAACCAACAAAAUGAUGCGUCCUUCGUUCAACCCACCUUUCAUUAAACCCAGAGCAGCUGCUCCAGUGUACAAACAACAACAACAACAACAACAGCCUCCUGGAAGGAUACCCCAUGACUUCAGAGAGGCUAUGAUACAUAUUCCAAUGAAGCUAGCAGCUAACAAGUCAAACAUCAGGACACCUGACUUGGCAGCUCCGACACACAAAAAACAGAAACCUGCAGGGAAAUCCCCUGCUAGUAAAUGGAAGUCUUCAUUCAAACCAUUAGGAGACCAAGAUGACUCUCUGGAAAUGAGCCCUGGCAGUUCAGAAAGGCCUGAGAUUUAUGAUCCUUACGACCCUGUCUCGACAGACUCUGACGAAGAGACGCUACAGUCACAAAACCAUAGUCAAUCCCCACCUGAUCAUGAUAACAGCCUGGAACGUGAACGUUUGUCUCCAGGUAGAGGCUCCAGUAAAAAACGCUGCUGGGGCACAAACUACUCUGAGUCAGUGAGCAAACCCCUCGGCAGACGUGACUUUAGCCCUGAAUCCAGACACACCGAGAGGCGGAGUCUCAGUCCAGGUCAUAGACUGCCUGAACAACGUGCUUAUAGCCCCAACAAUGAAUCACUUGACAUACCAGUUCUCAAACACAGGGACUGUAGCCCUGACAGGCAUAUUCCUGGCUCCUCCACCCAACGGUUUCCUGCAUCUUAUGGAGGACAGAGGACCAACGGAGAGGAGAGGAUAAUCCCUGAAUACUGGAGAGAGAUGGCCACUACUGUUAGAUUAUCCCCACCCAGGCGGGACUAUCAGCGUCCAUUGGAAUACGUGGGAACAGGACUGGACCAAAUCACACCGUCCACAGAGGGGCCAAGAAACAGGAGCAUGAAUAUAAUAAUGAACAAGAGCCCAAUCGCCUGUGACCUUUGUGACGUAGAGUUAGCCAACGGUCGGGAGCUGGAGGAUCACCUGGAGAGCAAGAUUCACUGGGACACGCUGGAGUACAUCCAGCAGCACAACGAUUAUGAUGAUCUGACUAUAGCCUUCCUACAGGAAGUCAUGCUGUAUAAAAGCCAUCAGUGCAGCCGAGCUAUAGAGGACAGUGCACUUAAAGCUCUGCAGGAAAAUGACCACAUGACAAAGAUCGAAAUGUUCCACUGUGCGGCUUGCAGUGUCUUCGUACCCACAUCUGCAUCAUCGGUGCAGACUCACAUUACCUCUCAGGAGCACCUCUCCAACACAAAGGAGUUUCAGGUGCGGCAGAGACACUCUUGCCUCGACAAAGCAGACACCAUGAUGAAGAUGCUGAAACCUCAGUUUGAACACUUCCUGAAGGGUGGCAGCCCGUUUGAAUGAUGAAGUCACUGAAAGUCUCCAAAAAUACUGUUUACACUGAGACGCUGUUUGCUGCAGAUGAAGAACUAUGGACUUAAGCCGCAAUCACAACCACACGUUAAUGCUGUGGCAACACUAAUGUACAGGAUAUUGCCAAGAGAACAUACUGUUUGUGUCAUUCAGGAUUUGUCUGAAUAAACAGAAGCAUCUUGAAUCAA